This is a messenger RNA of Canariomyces notabilis, 975 nucleotides long. RefSeq lists its product as uncharacterized. The transcript has a single exon. The record is from RefSeq and is a predicted model, not a curated record. Lineage: Eukaryota; Fungi; Ascomycota; Sordariomycetes; Sordariales; Chaetomiaceae. The coding region runs from base 1 to 975 and encodes 324 amino acids.
AUGUGGCCGACAAGGACGAAUUUGAACACGAUCCAAAACGUGGGGCCUUCCUCCCCUCCCGAAACCCCCAGGACCACAUCCCCCGUCUUUGGCCGCAAGAGCAGCCCCCCUCCGGGGGUAUUACCGCCACAAAUCCCUCCACAUUCGAUGGCGCCCCCGCCCCUGUCGACCGGCUGGACGGCAUUCAAUGGGCCGAAUUUCAGCAACACCCGAGCAAUCCGGCCCGAGCAGCUGUCUCCACGCACAACCAGUUCGUCCUCCACUUCAUCGUCGUCAGAUCCCGAGCACUCGGACGACUCGGAUGCGGCACCAGCAGGGCCAUCGCCGUCCGGAAGCACUCCUGGCCGGCGGUCCGAACCGGCCCCACCACCAGCUGUGCCGCAACCGAGACCGGGCCGCACCGUGACCGUGACGCAAGCCGAGUCGGAUCUCACCAUUGAGGAACUGAGCGAUUUCGGCGACAGCGACAGCGAGCGGCUCGACGUGGUGCGGCCGAGCGCCAUCGAAUACGCCGAAUCAGAGCGCAGCCGCUCCCGGUCCCGUAACCGGCGCGGGAUUGACCCGCGAAUUAUGCGCAACCUCGGCAACCUCAACUGCACGAGCGACAACGACGACUCGGACGAGACAGACGUGGACGAGCAGGAGUACAGGGAGUUUCUAAAAAGGUGGCGCGCCGAAAAGCGGCGCAAGCGCAUGAGCUCCGGCAGCAUCGGCAAACGCACCAUCAGCGAGAGCAUCGGCAGCGACACGGACCGCGAGGACCUCAAGGCGGUGCUCGGCGUCGACGAGGUGGGCUCGAGCGCACGCCGUUUGCGGAGAAGGGUUGGCGACCGCCGCAGCCUCCAGUUCCAGGACCCCCCGCCGCCCAGGAUCGAGGAGCUUGAUGAACCGGCCUCGAGCGACGAUGAGAUUCUUAACCUCGCUCGCGAGCUGCCGUAUUAUGAAUACGUUAGCAUGGAGGUGGAUUCUCCCUGA